Molecule: messenger RNA, 1068 nt
Organism: Lachnellula hyalina
Lineage: Eukaryota; Fungi; Ascomycota; Leotiomycetes; Helotiales; Lachnaceae
Exons: 3
Coding region: 1-1068 (355 amino acids)
Source: RefSeq, a predicted model, not a curated record
AUGGCAGGAACAAAGUUCUAUGGUUCGCAAGUCGGCGGCAAACGCGUGACACCUCACUCCUACACAGGCUCACCUCUUGAACUUCUCCGCCAUGACAUCCUCUCAGCCUUCAGCUUCUACAAGCUACUCCCCAACAUCAUCUUGCCCCUAAACCCAUGUCGAUCCGGCGAGUUUUGCGAACUGUACCCCUCGGCUGCAAAUCUCUGGGCCAUGUUCUUGCACCUGAUCCUCUUCUGCAUGCAACUGCCCUUCAUUCUUUCCAUACCCUUCUGGCUUGUGUUCCCGGUAUGGAUGGUGGUUAUCGGGGUAGUGGUGUUCGCGUUGGUCAAUAAUGCGAUAUGCUUCUUGCUAAAUGGCUCGAGGGGGAGGUUUGUGAGUGAGCCGAAGUAUACGGAGAUGAAGGCGGAACAUGAGCACGAGCAGUGGAUAUUUUUGAAUGGUGUAGCUGUGGGGAAACAUUGGAUGCAAUCCAACAUCAACCGCCUGGCCCUCACCUUUGGCCGUCCCGUCCUAGGCGUCCACAACAAAACCAGUGGUGUAAUCUUCGACGUGCUCCAAUGUCUAAUCCAGCGCAACUUCAACUACGCAACCAUGGAUAUCCGCGACGGGUAUAAAAUUGUGAAAUCCACGCUCUACAAUCCAAAUCUCACCAAGGUAAUCUUCAUCCUACACAGCCAAGGCGCAAUAGAAGGCGGCAUGAUCCUAGACUGGCUCCUACAAGAACUCCCCCAAGACCUACUCUCAAAACUAGAAAUCUACACCUUCGGCAACGCAGCCAACCACUUCAACAACCCGCACUUACACCUGCUAUCCCAGCACGCCGCGCUCAAGAACCCGCGUCGAGCUACGCUCACCAGGACAAAAACACAUAUUGAAGAACAUCCUCACCCUAAUCAUCCUCAUCAUCCCCACGGCUAUGUGGAUGGGGAUGAUGUUAAUAUGGACGCAAAGCAUACUACGAAAACCCACCAAACAUCCACAACCCCCCAAGGCAAAACAAUCCACCACAUCGAGCACUACGCCCACACCACGACCCUGUCUCCCGCUGGGGCGUGUUGUAUUUCAUAA